Messenger RNA from Bombus huntii, 3712 nucleotides. RefSeq names its product procathepsin L-like (gene daw). The transcript has 5 exons. Gene Ontology annotation, biological process: BMP signaling pathway; SMAD protein signal transduction. Bases 1338 to 2630 code for a protein of 430 amino acids. Lineage: Eukaryota; Metazoa; Arthropoda; Insecta; Hymenoptera; Apidae. Gene Ontology annotation, molecular function: cysteine-type endopeptidase activity; growth factor activity; cytokine activity. Gene Ontology annotation, cellular component: extracellular region; lysosome. The record is from RefSeq and is a predicted model, not a curated record.
CAAUAUGAAUCGGAGAACGAACCCAUUAAAAGAUAUUUAUUAAAAUCUAUUAUUUUUAAAUUAACGACGAUACCAUUGUACAUCUCUUCGUGUUAUUCUCGGUCAUUAAAGGAAGAACGUAUAGUGGCAUGAACGUAUAGAUCGGCGUGUAUGGGUGCGGAUGAUCCGAAAACACGAUUAGGUCGAAGCUCGCCAACUCUUUCAAGACACUGAAGAGAUUUACGUACUUUCACGAUGUUUCCCACCUCCGAAAGAACAAGAUAGUAUAAGUAUAAAACAGUAAGAGUUUGAUCGCUCUCGGAAGCGAUAGUUUAAUCAACCUUGAAUUCAGCUACAGAUUACUCAUUUUCUCGACGAUUGAUUCUUUUUGCCAUUUCUUCUUAUCUGGUAGACACUUGAAAUAAAAUUUUAGCAAGGGGUAACCGUUUAUCGAAAAGAGUAACGUACGCGUGGGCAAUCGUGGAUCGAGAAAAUUUUGUCGACGAAAUUUGUUCCACGAAUUCGUCCAGUAGUGCGUUUAUGGUAAAUAGACGACGCGCGUUUUCGCUUUACGUACCAAAUGUUCUAGUAAUUUCAAAAUCUUUCUUACCAAACCGAGCACAUAAUUAAGAAUUUAGGUGAAAAAGAUGAAAAAACGGACUACAAAGACGACGAAGCACAAAGCAUGUUCGUGGCGCGUGUUUCCCCCGACGAUAUCAGUACGAUUCGUCUCCGUCCAAUCCGCUGUAUCCCCCGCUGAUGGAGCAAAGUUCAGACUGUACCAAGAGCCGAUGCGUGACUAAAUAAUGAUUUAACGAAGUGUCUUCAGUCUUCGCGGGUAAGUUGCAUGUGUUGUUGGAUCAGCGAAAACGACCGAAUCAAUCGAAAGCAUUCUGCGUCGAGCCUGAGGACAAUAUAGUGAUAAAAAUACAAAGAAGAAAGUAAAGAAGGAAGAAGAGAAAGAGGAAAGCAAGGUUGAGAGAAAGGGGGUAGAAAGGAGCAGAAUGGGAGGAACCUGAGGAAGGAAGAAAACGCGGUAGCAAAAAAGGGAACUAAGGAGGAAAGGAAAGAAGGCUAAGAGGGAAAAUAAAAAUGUGGAUUAAUCGAACAAGAAUAUUUUUUAAAACACAGUCGAAUUCGAGUUUGUAGAAUUACUGACGAUUUUAUUAGCGGUCCAUGCAUUCGAUAGCUACCGAUAGCGAGAUAAAAAGAAGAGAAAGGAGAUCGAUGUGCGACUUAAUGGAAAAUCAGUGGGUAUUCCUGGAUCGAUGAGAUUCUUCGAAACAAUGUUAAAGGGGUAAACGAAUGAAAGAAAAAUAUCUGUAGGAAAACACGUGUGAGUGGGAUAUUCAUACCCGAUGCAAAAUAUCGACACGAUGCGUCUAAUUCAACAGCUGGUAUUACUUUCUAUUCUCUUGUUGGAUAAUCAGGUGGAAGUCACCUGGCCCAAGGCCGCAAAUCCCUUGCCUUACCUUCGGUGGGCAUCUAAUUUACGAUCAGGCAGUUCGACCUCACCGAGUUCUUCUUCCUCUUCCUCGUUUUCUUUAUCGACUUCUUUCGAGGAAGAGAAUUGCGCUGAAUGUACACAAAAUAAGGUUGGCAUAUUAACCGUUACCGAUCCGAUUUUAACAGAGCUAAGAGUCGAGUAUGUCAAACAACAAAUACUGAAGAAGCUAAGACUUUCCAAGCCACCCGAGAUAUCGAUGCCGCUGUCGACCUUGCCGAAGCCUCUGAUAAAUGGUCGUGUACUCGAACUUCAACCCGGAGCACCACUCGAACCGGAAAAAUCAGCUGACAGUUUUUAUGGAAAAACAGACCAAAUUGUUGUUUUUCCGAACGAAGGUAUUGCCGAUUCGAAAAAGUGCCAACAGAAAUCGAACCAUCUGACGGGCUUUAAUCCGGCAGCCUGUUUCACGUUUUAUCUACCGAACGAAAUGCAAUUCGUGGAUGUGACCUCGGCGCAGCUUUGGUUUUACAAGGAAUACGACGAAAAUGACUACCUAAAUCAAACUUUCGUGCUCUCCGAGCUCGAUCAUUGGGAUUUGAGCGGGAACUUCGAGAAAAACACGAUUAUGGCUAUCUUUGAAACCGAUAUCGGAGAGGGAUGGGUGAAGACCGACGUAACUUUCACGCUGAAGAAAUGGGUGGAAGAACUUCGAUUGAAUCACGCGAUACAGGUAGCUUGUAGCACCUGUUCGAUAGAUCGGGACACAGCGCCUGUAUCCGUUGAACAGACAUUAAAACCGUUCCUUGUGAUACACACGUCGCCGUUACCGCAGAAAAACAGACCGAAGAGGAACUCGAAUUGUCUGCCGGAAAUGAAGGAGUGCUGCAGGGACGAGCUCUAUAUUAAUUUCAAAGACAUCGGUUGGAGCGAUUGGAUUCUUCAUCCGAGCGGAUAUCACGCGUAUUUCUGUCGUGGAUCGUGUUCUUCCGCAGCUUCGUUGACCAUCAGUGGAUCUCCCUACAAUAACGUGAUCAGAAGGUUAUUGGCCAAGAAUGGUAGCACAACGCGUCGUAAAAACGAGAUCAUUCCAUGUUGUUCACCUACGCAAUUGUCGCCGAUUCAACUGCUCUACGUUGAUUCGAACAAUACGAUCACGCAAAAAACACUGCCAAAUAUGGUAGUGGAAGCCUGCGGUUGCAUGUGAUUUACGAAAGUCGCUGAAAUUCUCCCACAAAUCCCCCGAAAAUACCCUACGUCGGCUCGAUCGAUUCGAAUUCGAGGUCCUAUCGCACCUGAUUCAAUCGUUUCCAAAGCGACGAGAGUUUGAUCCCCUUCGUUACCUGAAACAAGUUCCUUUUGAAUAAAUUUGCACAUGCAACCUCUUCGUAUCCUGAAUUUCAAAGGAGCAAAACUAUAUACUAAAGUGUAUAGAACUCUCGAAUGUUCACCGUUUCGUUGAGAAUUUAUCGAAACAUUAUCGCGGAGAAACGCGAUGCUUCUGUCGAAUCAAAUGGACUUCACGCGUAGUUUUAUGGUUCGCAGUGAAGAGACUAGGAAAACGUUUAAAGUUAAAACGUUGUGAACUACAAAUGCUCUCAGAAAGCCCGUGGAAGGCACGAAUACAGAAUCGAGAAAGAAUGUACACGCACGAGUCGCCUUUGAUUUUAGUUUCCACGUCGAAUACAGUUGUUUAUACUUUCGCGUACAGAGACUCAAGAAAGUAUUUAAACGGUUAGAGUAACUUCAUAUUACGCAGAACAUUUUGAAAUAUUAUUAACACGACUGUCACAAUUGGUAAAAUUUGAAACGAAUUUAAAAAUCUAUAUAUAUAUAGAUUUAUAUAUAUAGAAGUUAAAAUAUUUGAACAGUCAAUUAUUCGUUGUAUUAAUGAACCACGAUAUUUAAUGAGAUCAUUUUUAGCACUAAUUAUACGUUUAACACCAUUAUUCAUGCUGUAUACAUACUAAUUUUUUGACAUGUAGAUUGAUAUAUGUACAGUAGCGUUCGGAUAUGUGGCCACGAAUUUGUCCGCUCGUAUGGCCACAAGUUAUCCCCACCAAUCCCUGGAACUGCUGGCGCGAGGCAGGCCUCUGCGUUAUCUAUGAUCCGCAUCAAUGUAAUUCAAAUCGGAAUAAGAAAAAUACAAUGUUUUUUAUUUUUUUAUUAUAUCGUUACGAGAUAGCCUCAGUCGGAUUAUUGAGAUUUGUACAAACAUGACUAUAUCUGAUCAACAAUUGUUAACUAAACUAAUGAAAUAUGUAAUAUACGACUAGGAGUAAAAAAUGA